GUACUUUCCUCCAUAUAAACGUCAGGCCCCCGUGGAGAUCUCAGGUGGUGGCUUUCCUUGACAUUGUUCCUUCUAUUCACGUCCCAGAAUGCGCGUUACACUCAGCAUUGCGGGUGUCGCGUACGCCACUGCUGUUCUAGCAGCAUGUCCAUACAUGGGUGGUGAGAUGGAUAUUCGGGACGCUCCAGCAGACCACCAUCUACAAGCCCGAGAUAUUCCUACCGAUACAACAGAUUUUAUGGGCCAGUUCGAACUCAAUGAUACGGAUGUAUAUCUCACAAGCGAUGCUGGCGGGCCCAUCGAGGAUCAAGAAAGUUUGAGCGCCGGCGAAAGAGGACCGACUCUUUUGGAGGAUUUUAUAUUCCGCCAGAAAAUCCAGCAUUUCGAUCAUGAGAGGGUUCCAGAACGAGCGGUGCACGCCAGAGGAGCUGGUGCACAUGGGGUAUUUGAAUCCUACGGUGAUUACUCCAAUAUUACCGCCUCUUCGUUCCUCUCAGCCAAGGGAAAGAAGACGCCGGCUUUCGUUCGAUUUUCCACCGUUGCUGGAAGCAGAGGGAGCGCUGACACCGCGCGUGACGUCCAUGGCUUCGCGGUGAGACUGUACACCGACGAAGGCAACUUCGACAUCGUCGGAAACAACAUCCCCAUCUUCUUUAUCCAAGAUGCGAUCAAAUUCCCCGACCUCAUCCAUGCGGUCAAGCCCGAGCCUGACCGCGAGAUCCCCCAGGCGGCCACCGCGCACGACACCGCGUGGGAUUUCUUCAGCCAGCAGCCGAGCGCCAUGCACACGCUGUUCUGGGCCAUGUCCGGGCAUGGCAUCGUGAGAUCGUUCCGGCACAUGGACGGAUUCGGCGUACACACGUUCCGUUUCGUCACCGACGACGGCAAGACGAAGCUGGUCAAGUUCCACUGGAAGACCCUCCAGGGUAAAGCGAGUCUUUUGUGGGAGGAAGCGCAGGCGAUUGCGGGCAAGAACCCGGAUUACCAUCGCCAAGACCUGUGGGAGGCGAUCGAAGCGGAACGGUAUCCAGAAUGGGAGUUCGGUGUCCAAAUCAUGGAAGAAGAGGACGAGCUUCGAUUCGGCUUCGAUCUUUUGGAUUCCUCGAAGCUGGUUCCGGAAGACCUAGUUCCAGUGACCCCGCUAGGAAAAUUGACGUUGAACAAGAAUCCGACCAACUACUUCGCGGAAACCGAGCAGAUCAUGUUCCAACCUGGGCAUAUUGUCCGUGGUGUGGACUUUACCGACGAUCCGCUUCUGCAGGGACGAAUCUUCUCCUAUCUCGAUACGCAGCUCAACCGACACGGUGGUCCGAACUUCGAGCAGCUCCCGAUCAACCGACCACGAGUCCCGAUUCAUAAUAACAACAGGGACGGUCAAGCACAAAUGUUCCUCCCUCUGAACACCGCCGCCUACAGUCCCAACACGCUCAACGGCGGCUCCCCGAAGCAAGCCAACCAACAGCAAGGCCGCGGAUUCUUCACCGCCCCUGGCCGCACCACCACCGGCCGCCUCGUCCGCUCCGUCUCUUCCACCUUCGCCGACGUCUGGUCCCAGCCGCGCCUCUUCUUCAACUCGCUCGUCCCCGCGGAGCAGCAAUUCCUCAUCAACGGCAUCCGAUUCGAGACCAGUAUGCUCAAGAGCCAGAUCGUCAAGGAAAACGUCCUGAUCCAGCUGAACCGCGCCAGCCACGAAGUUGCCCAGCGCGUCGCCAAGGCCCUCGGAAUGGAGGCGCCCGCCCCCGAUCCGACCUACUACCACGACAACAAGACGACCGACAUCGGGACGGUCGGCACCCCCCUGCGCAAGCUCGACGGCCUGAAAGUCGGCGUCCUCACCAGCACCUCGAGUGUCGGCUCCGACCCAGAUUUCAGCACCAGCUUCGCCUCCUCCGGCGUGGACGUCGUGGUCGUCGCGGAGUCGCUUCAGGCCGGCGUCGACGUGACCUACUCCGGGGCGGACGCGACGGCGUUCGACGGCGUCAUCGUCACCGAAGGCGCGGCGAAGGUGUUCUCCAACUCAACCGGGUCGACGCUCUUCCCGGCCGGUCGGCCGGUGCAGAUCGUCGUUGAUGCGUAUCGGUACGGAAAGCCGGUGGCGCUGCUUGGUCGGACGAGUAGUGUGGGGAAGGCGGCGGGGAUCGUAAGCGGGCCGGGGGUGUAUACUGCGGCUGGGAACAUUACGGAGGCGUUCAAGGAGGGGUUGCGGACGUUUAAGUUCUUGGAUCGGUUUGCGAUUGAUCAGUAGAGGGGGUUGUGGUUAGAAGGGUUCUUUGAAAUGGAAACGUGGAGUUCUGAUUACGCUUUGACAAGCCUUCGGUGGCACAAGAUUAUUAUCGACGAGUGACCACCCAAUUGAGAUUCUUAUCAAACGGGAAUAGUCCACUUCGUGGCUAGGUACCUAAUCUUCUGUGGUAAGGGUUCUCAAACUGUGUCACGUAAGCAACUGAGCACCGGACCUAACCCCACACCUGCCUUGCCAUUCAAAGUGCUCUUCGUAUUCAUCCACAUUUG
Eremomyces bilateralis CBS 781.70 is the source of this 2511-nucleotide messenger RNA. RefSeq names its product mycelial catalase Cat1. Gene Ontology annotation, biological process: response to oxidative stress; hydrogen peroxide catabolic process. NCBI's taxonomy places the organism in Eukaryota, Fungi, Ascomycota, Dothideomycetes, Eremomycetales, Eremomycetaceae. The coding region runs from base 89 to 2245 and encodes 718 amino acids. The record is from RefSeq and is a predicted model, not a curated record. Gene Ontology annotation, molecular function: heme binding; catalase activity. Gene Ontology annotation, cellular component: cytosol. The transcript is spliced from 6 exons.